Messenger RNA from Notolabrus celidotus (New Zealand spotty), 2003 nucleotides. RefSeq names its product flotillin 1b (gene flot1b). The transcript has 13 exons. The record is from RefSeq and is a predicted model, not a curated record. NCBI's taxonomy places the organism in Eukaryota, Metazoa, Chordata, Actinopteri, Labriformes, Labridae. The coding region runs from base 141 to 1415 and encodes 424 amino acids. Gene Ontology annotation, biological process: protein kinase C signaling; positive regulation of endocytosis; regulation of receptor internalization. Gene Ontology annotation, cellular component: plasma membrane.
CACUUCCCUUUACAAACAGACAUUUUUAUCAUUCCUGUUGACGGGAAACGGCCCCGCUGUCUGACCGUGGAAACCGAAAACUCAUCUCUAAACAAAUCGAGCAGAGCUGCUUUGUUAACCGAAGAGAACCCGGAAUCAAAAUGUUCUACACGUGUGGACCCAAUGAAGCCAUGGUGGUGUCUGGCUUUGGCCGUUCACCUCCUUUAAUGAUUGCUGGAGGAAGAGUGUUUGUCCUCCCAUGUAUUCAGCAAAUCCAGAGAAUCACGCUGAACACCCUGACUCUAAACGUGAAGAGUGACAAAGUCUACACCCGACAUGGUGUCCCAAUCUCUGUCACUGGCAUUGCACAGGUGAAGAUCCAGGGCCAGAAUAAGGAGAUGUUGGCCACUGCCUGCCAGAUGUUUAUGGGCAAAGCUGAGCCUGAGAUCGCCCAGAUCGCUCUUGAAACCCUGGAGGGACACCAGAGAGCCAUCAUCGCCCAUUUGACCGUGGAGGAGAUCUACCAGGACCGUAAGAAGUUCUCUGAGCAGGUGUUCAAGGUGGCCUCCUCUGACCUGGUCAACAUGGGGAUCGGUGUUGUCAGCUACACGCUCAAAGAUGUUCAUGAUGAUCAGGAUUACCUUCACUCUCUGGGUAAAGCCAGAACAGCCCAGGUGCAGAAGGAUGCCAGGAUUGGAGAGGCUCAGUACAAACGAGAUUCUGUCAUGAGGGAAGCCAACGCGAUGCAGGAGAAGGUUUCAGCUCAGUACAAGAAUGAGAUUGAGAUGGCAAAAGCCCAGAGAGACUACGAGCUGAAGAAGGCAGCGUACGAUGUUGAGGUCAACACCAAGAAGGCUGAGUCCGAAAUGGCCUAUCAGCUGCAGGUUGCCAAGACCAAGCAGCGUAUCGAGGAAGAGAAGAUGCAGAUUCAAGUGGUGGAGAGGUCCCAGCAGAUCAUGCUGCAGGAGCAGGAGAUCGUGCGCAAGGAGAAGGAGCUGGAGGCCAAAGUGAAGAAGCCUGCAGAGGCAGAGAAAUACCGUCUGGAAAGGCUUGCUGAGGCCCAGCGCCUGCAGCUUAUCAUGGAGGCUGAAGCUGAGGCUGAGUCCAUUAGAAUGAAGGGCGAGGCUGAGGCUUUCGCUCUGGAGGCUAAGGGCCGUGCCGAGGCAGAGCAGAUGUCUAAGAAAGCAGAAGCCUUCAAGCAGUACAAAGAUGGAGCCAUGGUGGACAUGCUGCUGGAGAAACUGCCACUGAUGGCAGAGGAGAUCAGCAAGCCCCUCUCAGCGGCCCAGAAGAUCACCAUGGUGUCCAGCGGUGGCUCAGAGGUGGGAGCAGCUAAACUGGCAGGAGAGGUGCUGGAUAUCAUGACCAGGCUGCCUAACGCUGUGGAGAAACUCACUGGAAUUGACAUCUCCCAGGCUGCAGGAAGGGGGCAUUAAAAUACUAGGAGUGAAGAAGUCAUCAGAGGUGUCAUCAAUGUUCAGACCCGGAGCUCCAGGUCUACUCCUUGUGCCUAUAACCACUAUAACGACUCUACAACAUCAUAGUCCUGUCCGAUUGUCCUUGUGCAUGCAUAUGUUUCACUUGUGGGUCUUUAUUUGGUUCCUGCUCCAUAGAUGUGUACAGGAUUAUUGGUUCCACUCUCAUGGUUUGGUUUUCACUUCCCUGGUCUGAAUUGUUGUGUUUUCUGUGGCAGAAACGUCUGGCAUGGAAACAGUUUUGAUGACACUAGUUUUUACGCCAAAACAGAAAACCUCUGCCCACUCUAGCCUGGGAUAGUUCAGUGAAAGAUACUGUAUCUUACUUCAAUCAGCUCAGUUUCCCCUGCAUGGGACUGGGUCACUGUCAGCUGUCAUUUAUUCUUCUUUUUAACGUAGAGAUGUUUAUGGCUGUUGAGCUUCUGAAAGCUUUUGUGCCUCUUGUUCCAGUAAGCGGUGCUGAGUCUUUUGUAUUAGCAUCAUCUUCUAGCUUUGUGUGUGGACAUAUCGUUGCUAUCAUUUCACUUAUAAAGUAUUUACUACUAAAAA